CAAAACUUUCCUUUCACUGGUUGCUCAGUUUGCAACUCCAUCCAAAAAAAAAAAAAAAGUUUAUCUGAUUGGCUGAGCGUGACUCCCUGUGCUUGAUUCUCGAAGGUGAAGUGUAGCACUGAGUACGUCUCUUUUAGGUUGAAAGAUCAUUUUUGUUAGAAUAUCCCUGGUGACCAAAACCUACCCCUUUAAAAACACUUCUAUAACUAGUAGGUGUGUCAAACCAAGUUGAUAUCAAGCUCACCUUUUGUUUGUAAAACAAUCACUACGGAAGAUUAUUGUGCGGGGAGAGGUUGUCUGCUUGAGUGUAUUAAACGUGUAAUACAGAGCACACCGUAAAUUCUAAUCUGAAUCAUUUAUUGUGAACCAAUACAUUGUGAAGAUGGCUGCAUCUGCAAAGUCUCUUGGCAAAGGAAGCUGUGCUCCUGGCCCAGUGCCUGAAGGGAUGAUUCGGCUCUACAGUAUGAGAUUCUGUCCCUUUGCACAGCGAGCACGUCUCGUCCUUGAAGCGAAAGGUGUCAAGUUUGAAACCAUCAACAUCAACCUGAAGGACAAGCCUGACUGGUUCCUUGAGAAGAAUCCUAUUGGCCUGGUCCCUGUUUUGGAAACUCCCAAGGGUCAGGUGAUCUACGAGUCACCAAUCACAUGCGAGUAUCUGGAUGAGGUGUAUGGGGGAAAGAAGCUGAUUCCAACCGAUCCCUAUGAGAAGGCCAAACAGAAGAUGCUGGCGGAGCAUUUCUCCAAGGUAAUUGCACAGUAUUAUAAGAUCGUCGUGGCCAAGAAAAAUGGUGAAGAUACUUCUGUGCUAGCAGAGGAAAUGAAGUGUAAAUUCACCCAGUUCAAUGAGAUACUUGCCAACCAGAAGAGCCAGUUCUUUGGAGGAGAUUCUGUGUCUAUGAUUGACUACAUGAUCUGGCCCUGGUUUGAGAGACUGGGAGUUGUCUCCUUGAACAACUGUCUUGAGCACACCCACAAUCUCAAGUCCUGGGUAGAGCGCAUGAAGGAGGAUCCUGCUGUAAAGGCAACUAUGUCUGAUCUUGAAACCCACAAGGGCUUUUCUAAGCUCUAUUUGGAAGGCAAGCUAGAAGCCUGUGAUUAUGGGCUGUAAGGUGGUUUAGGGAUAACUAAUGUCCCUUUAUUGUCCAAAUUUAUUUUAGUUCUAGUGUUGUAUGAAAUCAUGAGACUGUGAUCAGUUUAAAUAGUCCUAAUAUAGUGCUUUAAACCAAGGGAUUAAAUCAGAAAGGGUUAGACAACAUUUACUAGGAUUUUUUAUUUUUUUUUGCAGAAUGUAAAAUUCACUGCUAUUCUGAUUAAAAUGUGUGAUCAUUGACAUAACGAUCUGUUGAUUUAUGUAUGACAGGAGCAACAUUAUUCUUAAUCUCUCUAGCGCAAGAUAUGAAGACAGUGCUGUUACUGACAAUACUGGCACGGCUGCUUUACACGCAACCUAAUCAAGCACUAUUCAAGUAGAAUUCACAUUAGAAUGGCAAUUCUAUUCCACAGCAUUGGAAACCAGAUUGCAUUUUUGUAAUUUCUAAAAGAUGAUGUUGUGAGAGUAACAUCUGAUCCAGAAAAAGAAAAAGAAAUGUUCGUGACAAUUAUUUUACUGAGCAUUAAAAAAUUCCAUCGGU
Molecule: messenger RNA, 1631 nt
Organism: Polyodon spathula (Mississippi paddlefish)
Lineage: Eukaryota; Metazoa; Chordata; Actinopteri; Acipenseriformes; Polyodontidae
Product: glutathione S-transferase omega-1-like
Exons: 6
Coding region: 383-1108 (241 amino acids)
Biological process (GO): glutathione metabolic process
Cellular component (GO): cytoplasm
Molecular function (GO): glutathione transferase activity; glutathione dehydrogenase (ascorbate) activity
Source: RefSeq, a predicted model, not a curated record